CUCCACAGUGAUCCCGUGUCCUCUGACCCAGAGCUGAACUCCACAGAAACAGCACUGCAGAUAAACACUCUGGUGGAGGAAACUGAAGACUUUGAUCUGGAUUCUUAUCAACCAGUGAACGAUGUCCUGAGCAGAGUCUUAAAGACACACAAAACCAGCAUGAAGAACAAGUACGAGAGCUUAUUUGAGGGAAUCAGAACGGAAGAGAAUAAGACCCUCCUGAACAGGAUUUACACACAGCUCUACAUCAUAGAGGGAGAGAGAGAAGGAGUGAAUGAGGAACAUGAGGUUCUACAGAUGGAGAAAACAACCAGGAAACACCUACAAGACAUUCCAAUCAACUGCUUAGACAUCUUUAAAGAAGAAACAGAAAAGGGAAACAUUAGAGCUACAACAGCUAAACAUAAAAACCUAAAAGAGGAUGAAGAACGAAAUCAGCGAAAGAUAAGAACAGUUCUGACUAAAGGAAUUGCUGGAAUUGGAAAAACUGUCUCAGUGCAGAAGUUCAUUCUGGACUGGGCUGAAGGAAAAGCCAAUCAGGAUGUAGAUGUCAUGAUUGUGCUUCCAUUCCGGGAGCUGAACCUGAUUAAACAUGAUCAAUACAGUCUUCAUGAACUUCUGUGUAGUUUCCAUCCUGAGCUCAAAGAUCUGGACCCAGAGAUUUAUGAUCAGAUCAAAGCUGUGUUUAUAUUUGAUGGUCUGGAUGAAAGCAGAAUUCCACUAGACUUUGAACAGUGUGAGAAAGUAUCUGACAUCACCAUGACAUCAUCAGUGGGUGUGUUGAUGACAGACCUUAUCAAAGGAGAGCUGCUGCCAUCUGCUCUGAUCUGGAUCACCUCCAGACCAGCUGCAGCCAAUCAGAUCCCUCCUAAAUACGUCAACCGUGUGACAGAAAUUCAGGGAUUCAGUGACCCACAGAAGGAGGAAUACUUCAGGAAGAGGAUCAGUGAUGAAGACCAAGCCAAGAGAAUCAUCUCCCACAUUAAGACAGCGAGGAGCCUCCACAUCAUGUGCCACAUUCCAGUCUUCUGCUGGAUCUCAGCCACUGUUCUUCAGAGAAUCAUGAAGCAGCCUCAUACAGAAAUCCCUAAAACUCUGACUGAAAUGUACUCACACUUCCUGCUCACUCAGACACACAUGAAGAACGAGAAGUAUGAGGAGAAAAAGAGCAGAAACCCAGAGAAGCUGCUGGAGUCCAACAGAAUCAUGAUUCUGAAACUGGCUAAACUGGCUUUCAAUCAGCUGAUGAAGGGCAAUGUGAUGUUCUAUGAAGAGGACCUGAAAGAGAACGGCAUUGAUGUCACUGACGCCUCAGUGUAUUCUGGGAUUUUCACUGAGAUCUUUAGAGAGGAAUGUGUGCUUUUCCAGAGGAAGGUCUACAGUUUUGUUCAUCUGAGCUUUCAGGAGUUCCUGGCUGCUAUUUAUGUGAUUCACUGGAAUGAGGGCAAAAUCAUUCAGCCCCUCCAGUGUUUUAAUUCAAGUAAUAGACGAAGAAAUAGAAACCCAGUGGCGUUCUACUUACUACACGGUGAGUGGUUUGAUGAUGAUCUACUGUAUGAUCUGCUGGAAGAAGCAGUGGAUAAAGCCUUAGAGAGUAAGAAUGGACACCUGGAUCUUUUCCUCCGUUUCCUGCUGGGAAUCUUGCAGGAGUCCAAUCAGAGACUCCUACAGGAUCUACUGACACACGUACAGAGACCACCAGAGAGCAUUAAAGAGCACAUCAAAAAAGUAAUAAAUAAAGUUCACAUCUCAACUGAGAGAUCCAUUAAUCUGUUCUUCUGUCUGUCUGAAAUGAAUGACCAGACUCUCUUCAGACAGAUUGAGGAGUAUCUAAAAUCAGAGAAACACUCAGGUGAAGAUCUUUCUCCUGCACAGUGUUCAGCACUAGCCUACAUGAUCGUGAGCUCUGAGGAGGUUCUGGAUGAGCUGGACCUGAAGAAAUACAGAACAUCAGAGGAGGGUUAUAGGAGACUGAUCCCAGCUGUGACCUCCUGCAGAAAAGCCCAGCUUGCUGGCUGUAAACUCAGCAGGGACUCCUUUGAAACCAUCUGUUCUGCUCUGCAAUCAGCAAACUGCUCUCUCAAAGAUCUGGACCUCAGUAGCAAUGACCUGCAUGAUUCAGGAGUGGAGCUGCUCUCUGCUGGACUGAAGAGUUCACACUGCAAACUGGAGACACUCAGGUGAACUUUCUGUGAAUUCAUUCUUAUUGUACCUGUAUAACCACCAACACUGUGAUGGACCUGCUCAUUUAAA
Pygocentrus nattereri (red-bellied piranha) is the source of this 2253-nucleotide messenger RNA. Its product is annotated as NLR family CARD domain-containing protein 3-like. The transcript is spliced from 3 exons. The record is from RefSeq and is a predicted model, not a curated record. The coding region runs from base 160 to 2184 and encodes 674 amino acids. Lineage: Eukaryota; Metazoa; Chordata; Actinopteri; Characiformes; Serrasalmidae.